AUGGCUGCCUCUGUUUUGCUCCGCGCUCCGGUGCGAGCAUGCCUCCGAGCUCCAUCUAGCUCGCUUGGAGCUUCAGCUCUGACACGGUCACAGAAUGCAUCAAGAUACAUACCGGCCCUGUCCGCCCUCGCCCGUCUCUAUGCCUCGAAAUCAUUUCCUCCUCAUACAGUCGUUAGCAUGCCAGCAUUAUCACCUACGAUGACAGCGGGAAAUAUUGGGACAUGGCAGAAAAAAGCGGGAGAUGCAAUUGCGCCAGGAGAUGUGCUGGUAGAGAUUGAGACAGAUAAGGCGCAAAUGGACUUCGAAUUCCAAGAAGACGGUGUGCUUGCCAAGAUCUUGAAGGACUCUGGCGAGAAAGACGUUGCGGUUGGGAAUCCAAUUGCUGUUAUGAUUGAAGAGGGUGGAGAUGUCUCAGCUUUCGAGUCAUUCAGUCUCGAUGAUGCAGGAGGUGAGAAAGCACCACCGAAAGAUGCGCCGAAGGAAGAGGCAGCAGAAUCCUCCGAGCCUUCAGACUCAGGGUCGAAGACGUCGCCCGAUACCCUUAGCAAAGACGAGCCAAAGUCAGCGCCUCCGCCAGAACCACAGGAGUCGGAAUCUUCGGGUGGGAGACUGGAAACGAGCUUAGAUCGUGAGCCUAAAGCCAGUCCCUCUGCGAAAGCUCUUGCACUUGAGCGUGGUGUACCGAUCAAGCAAAUCAAGGGUACCGGUCCAGGUGGCAGGAUUACAAAACAAGACAUUGAGAAGUUCAAGCCUGAAUCAAGCGCAGCGCCAACAGCGGCCGCGGCGGGUGCUCCAACAUACGAAGAUAUUCCAGCAAGCUCGAUGCGAAAGACCAUUGCCAACCGCCUUACCCAGUCUUUCAACCAAAAUCCACAUUAUUUCGUUUCCGGGACUCUCUCCGUCACAAAGUUGCUUAAACUCCGACAAGCUCUCAAUGCCUCGGCAGACGGAAAAUACAAACUCUCGGUCAACGACUUCCUCAUCAAAGCUUCCGCCGUCGCCUGCAAGAAGAUUCCCGCAGUGAACUCAAGUUGGCGUGAGGUUGGUGGUCAGGUCGUCAUACGCCAGCAUAAUACUGUGGACGUCAGCGUUGCCGUCGCUACACCCAUUGGCCUUAUGACGCCCAUCGUCAGGGGUGUGGACAGCCUGGGCUUAGAGGGUAUCUCGGCGCAGGUUAAGGACCUGGGCAAGCGCGCAAGAGAUGGAAAGCUGAAGCCAGAAGAGUACCAGGGCGGUACGUUCACGAUCAGCAACAUGGGCAUGAACGCAGCGGUUGAGCGAUUUACGGCUGUCAUCAAUCCUCCGCAAGCCGGUAUCUUGGCGGUGGGCACUACGAAAAAGGUCGCGAUACCGUCCACUUCAGAAGAUGGAGGAGUUGAGUGGGACGAUCAGAUCGUGGUGACCGGAAGCUUUGACCAUAAGGUGGUAGAUGGUGCCGUUGGAGGAGAGUGGAUUAGGGAGUUCAAGAAAGUGGUGGAGAACCCACUGGAGAUGAUGCUGUGA
Molecule: messenger RNA, 1503 nt
Organism: Letharia columbiana
Lineage: Eukaryota; Fungi; Ascomycota; Lecanoromycetes; Lecanorales; Parmeliaceae
Exons: 4
Coding region: 1-1503 (500 amino acids)
Biological process (GO): pyruvate decarboxylation to acetyl-CoA
Cellular component (GO): pyruvate dehydrogenase complex
Molecular function (GO): dihydrolipoyllysine-residue acetyltransferase activity
Source: RefSeq, a predicted model, not a curated record